This is a messenger RNA of Oryza brachyantha (malo sina), 1642 nucleotides long. RefSeq names its product probable purine permease 11. Gene Ontology annotation, cellular component: membrane. The coding region runs from base 125 to 1258 and encodes 377 amino acids. Gene Ontology annotation, molecular function: purine nucleoside transmembrane transporter activity. The transcript is spliced from 2 exons. Lineage: Eukaryota; Viridiplantae; Streptophyta; Magnoliopsida; Poales; Poaceae. The record is from RefSeq and is a predicted model, not a curated record.
CUCCUUUGCCACCCGCCACCUUCGCGCAACCGCGCUCCUCUCGCCUCUCCUCGUCUUCCUCCUCCGUGUCUUCCCUUCUCCUGCUGUCCUGGAUCUCACGGGGUGACAGUUCCUCGAAUAAAAAAUGGCCGACAGCAACAACGCCGCUGCCGGCAGCAAUAGCAGUGGAGGAACGAACAACGCCGAGGUUCAGAUACAGAUCCCAGGACCAUCCAAAGCAGAAGGUUCAGCAGCAGCUCAGGAAACACCCGGCAAGCCCUUGCGAUGGUGGGUGAUGGUGGCAGUGGACGUGUUCUUCCUCAUCGCCGGUCAGACAUCGGCGACUCUGCUCGGCAGAUACUACUACACCCAGGGCGGCCGCAGCAAGUGGAUAUCAGCGUUCGUGCAGACAGCCGGCUUCCCGAUACUGUUCUUCGCCCUCUUCUUCUUCCCUGCCAAAUCACCCGCCUCCUGCAGCAACACUCCCAUGGCCAAGAUCGCCGUGAUAUACGUCGUCCUGGGGCUCAUCAUAGCCGCAGACGACAUGAUGUACUCCAGCGGCCUGAAGUACCUCCCUGCUUCGACCUACUCGCUCAUCUGCGCCAGUCAGCUGGCGUUCAAUGUCGUCUUCUCCUACGUCCUCAACUCCCAGAAGGUCACUCCUCUGAUAUUCAACUCGGUGGUGCUGCUCACGCUGUCUGCUUCACUCCUCGGCGUCAGCAAGGAAUCUCAGGGGGUCACCGGCGUCUCGGGAGGAAAGUAUCUCCUCGGCUUCGUGCUGACGCUGGGAGCCUCGUGCACCUACUCGCUGAUCAUCUCCCUGAUGCAGCUCACCUUCGAGAACAUCAUCAAGAAGCACACCUUCUCGGCCGUGCUGAACAUGCAGAUAUACACGGGGCUCGUGGCGACGUUCGCCUCCGUCGUGGGGCUCUUCGCGAGCGGCGAGUGGAGAUCCCUCAGGGGCGAGAUGAACGCGUUCCGGUCGGGGCAGUUCUCCUACCUGAUGACGCUGGUGUGGGCGGCCGUGUCGUGGCAGAUCGCCGGCAUCGGGGUGCUCGGCCUGAUCUUCGAGGUGUCGGCGCUCUUCUCCAACGUGAUCAGCACGGUGUCGCUGCCGGUCAUCCCGUUGUUCGCGGUGAUGGUGUUCCACGACAGGAUGAACGGGGUGAAGAUCGUGGCCAUGCUCAUCGCCAUCUGGGGCUUCGCUUCGUAUCUGUUCCAACACUAUCUCGAUGGCAAGAAAGCUAAGAAGGCUUCAGGUGAUAGUGCGCAGGGGUGAUCUGAUUGAUGUAGUGGCCAUCGUGAUCUUGUCGUGGUAGAGAUCGAUUGCUCUCCGCCGAUAAUCUUAGCUAGUUUGUUGGCUGCGAGGGACUAGAUGUUCGUUAAUCGUUACUGAAGUUAUUUUGCAGGUUAUUCGUCAGAUAAACUAAAAGUAGUGCUUUUUUCGGUGCUAUCUAUGUUCAGAUGUACAUCUUUUUUUUUUCUGGAUUACUACUUUGCUAGUAGUUUUAUUUGAUAUUUUCUUCUUGUGCGGUCUGUAAGGAUAUGAUGCAUGUCACGAAAUAAGAAAAUUAGUACAGUAGUAAAAGAACUAUAUAUUUGCUUUAUCCUGUCUUACAUCAGGUUGACGCUCGUAGUGUUUCUGUUGCGGAAAAGAAUCUGU